Macrosteles quadrilineatus (aster leafhopper) is the source of this 1252-nucleotide messenger RNA. Its product is annotated as eukaryotic translation initiation factor 3 subunit G-like. Bases 117 to 962 code for a protein of 281 amino acids. Gene Ontology annotation, molecular function: RNA binding; translation initiation factor activity. The transcript is spliced from 4 exons. Gene Ontology annotation, cellular component: cytoplasm; eukaryotic translation initiation factor 3 complex. NCBI's taxonomy places the organism in Eukaryota, Metazoa, Arthropoda, Insecta, Hemiptera, Cicadellidae. The record is from RefSeq and is a predicted model, not a curated record.
CUCUUUCUGUCGCGUUCGCGUGUGAUGAUAAUUGCUCAUAACCUAAAACUUUAGAUCUGUUUUUAGUUUUUCUUUCUGUCAAGCUUGACUUUUUUUACUUACACGCGUUAAUCAGAAUGCCAGUGGCAGAGGAGGUUAAGUCAAGUUGGGCCGAUGAAGUGGAAGAAGAAGGAGGUGCUUUACCUCCACCUACUGAAACUAUCCAGAAUGGAUAUAAAAUCAUCACCGAGUACAAAUACAAUGAUGAUAACAAAAAGGUGAAAAUUGUCCGUCAGUACCGUAUAGAGCGGCGAGUGGUGUCCAAGACGAUCGCUCAACGCAAGGCUCUGAAGAAGUUUGGUGCUGCGGCCAACGACAAGCCAGGUCCUGACCCUGCGACUACGUUCUUCGGGGAAGACGUUUACAUGCAGUUCAUCACUAACAAGGAGGACCAGGACAAACCAGAGGAAGACCCAAUGGAUAAGUUGAAAAACAUGGGAGAGAAGGGUGUGGUGAAAUGCCGUAACUGCAACGGAGACCAUUGGACCCUCAAGUGUCCGUUCAAGGACAUGAACAUCCAGGGAAUGAAGGCAGACGACAAGAAGAUGUCGACCCCUGCCGCACCUGCUGCGGCUGACGAUAAGAAGCCAGUGACCAGCAAAUACGUCAUUCCUUCUAUGAGAGACGGUGGGAACAAGAGCGGCCAGAGUAUGAAGGGGAACAGAGACGACGCUUUGGCAAUUAGAGUGUCGAACCUGUCGGACAGUACGCAGGACGCUGACUUGGAGGAUCUCGUGAAGCCGUUCGGACCAAUCAGCAAGCUGUACCUGGCUAAGGACAAGACUACCGGAUUGUGCAAAGGCUUUGCGUACAUCCACUUCAGGAACAGAGCCGACGCUGCGAAGGCCAUCAUGUCUCUCAACGGCCACGGAUAUGAUCACCUCAUCCUCAACGUUGACUGGUCCAAACAACAAGGGCAGUAGUGAGUGUUCCAUCGAAUUUGGCUGGUGAAAUAAAUAUAAUUGGGUUAUAUUUGGUUUCAUUCUUCCUCUUUGUGAGCUAUUGAGUUCAAAUUAGCGAUCUUUUUGUCAAUACACCUUUAUCUUUGUCUUCAAUGUAGGCUAUUCUUUCUCUUUGUGGCCCAGGUAGGUACUGGAUUAAAAUUAGCAAAUUUGUGUCAAUACAAUCUUAUCUUUUAUUUCGGCUGGUCUAAGUUACAACAGUUUGAAAAUUGAAUAAACAUCUGGAAAAUAAAUAAACAUUAUUGGUCUAA